AACUGGCUUCAAUUUUGAGCAUGUAAAACUGGAUUAACUUUACACAGCAACACAAAUUGUUGUUGCCAAGUCAUUUCCAAGCUGCAGUUUGGAACAUCACAGCCUAUUUCCAAAGCAAGCUGCUGAUGCACAGCUCUGGAACAUCCCAGCUGACCAGGGAUUAGGGAUGGGCAUUAGAACUCACAUUCAGCCUCAUGUGCUCUGUGAGCAUCCAGCACUCUAACGUCGGGGUCCAAACCUGCAUCAGCACAAACAUGAAUAUCUCUGGGAUUCACCGUGGCAUGCUCAGGAUGUAUGGUGGAUUCAUUUUCAAACAAUGGAAAAAACAGUUUCUGCACUUGACAGCUGAGGGCAAACUACUUUUGUGCCAUGAUGCAUUAUCUCUCCCUCACCAAAUGAUUCAGUUGCAAAGCAAUUGUGAGGCAAUUGUGCAGGGCAAGGAGAUCCUGGAUUUGCCUAAAUUACCCUCAGGGGCAUCCAGGGACUGCUGCUUUGCCCUGAUCCUUCCACAGAAUAAGUACCUGUUGCUGCUGGCUGAAACCCCUUCAGACUGCUGUCAGUGGCUGAAUGUUCUGAAAAAAGUUAAACAGACAUCAUCACCUCUCAGUAUGUGUAAGAGGCAUCAGCUCCGGCCGCCGACCAUUGCACUUCACGAUCUGGUGUCAGAGCAAAUCCUGGAAAAAGAUCCACCAACCCCGCCUGUCAGUGACACAGAGUUCUCCUCUCCAUGUCUUACAUCUAAUGCUUCUCCUCGGGACAAAGGCAGGAAUUUUCCCAGUGCAAAGAAUUGCCAAGGACGCACACAGUCCGUGGGGUGUCUGCGUCACGGCACCAGCAGUAAUGCCCAGGCGAUGAGGGCAAUUUACCUACUAAUGGGAGGAGCAGCUGCCUCCUCUGCCAUGGGUUACCUCGGUGCGUGUUCAUCCACUCAUUUGGAGGUCAAAGCUGACAUGCCUCUCAGUGCAGAUUUCUCUGGUUCGGGGGCAGCAGGAGCAUACCACUUCGGAGGCCCCGCGCUGGAGUCUCCUCACUUCAACAGCUUUGACUUUGAAGUGGCAGACUCUGAUUUUGAUGCUUUUGAUUGUGGUGGAUUUACUUUUUAAUUACUCUUCUUGCUAAAACGGUCUGCACGUGGGUUCCCUUGAACAGCACACAUCUAAAGCUUCAUACAACUUGAAUGUUUUCCUGAGAUUUCACUGAAUCAAAGCAUAUUGCAGCUUUCAUAUCAACAUGCUCUCUGCUUAAUAGCAAACUGUAAACCCAAAGUUGCAGUUGGGCUUAAGAAGUACAGUGGCAGAAAAUACUAACAGGAAUCUGAAAAUAUCAUGUGGGAUCUGCUUUUCACUCUGGAUUUCAUAAUGUUAGAUAGUGCAGAUUUCGGAUUGCUUGGACAUGCACUGCAUAUCAUUACUGCAUCAUUUUAUUGAUUAUUAUUUCAAUUUAAAUUUCAAUCUUUUUGAUAAUAGUGCAGAUUGAUUAAUUAAACUUUUGCAAUACCUUAGCAGAGAAAAAAAACAUUUAAGUUUGUAACUUAAUUUGGAAUGAGCUUACAUGAGGCUGGCUUCUUUUGAACUUAAACAGUGAAAAUGCAUGUCAUGCGGAGUACUGUAAUUAUUGGCACAUUGCAUACUUUUAAGAAGUGUUAUACAUAUUGUGCAAAUCUGAUUGAAUUUAAAGAGAUCUGCAGGAAAUGUCCACGGUGAUCUCCCUGUGUAAUAAACCCCAAAGCUUAUUUAAAUUUUUUAGUUCUGUUUCUGUCAUGUAAAUCCAAGUUUUAUACGAACCAAAAUUUUGUUUUAAGCCUCUUUAGUGUAGAUACAAACCAGGAGGAGGACAUUUUCUAGCUGUGUUUGAUCUGGAAGCAGACGCUUACAUUGAUAAACACAAACAUAUUAAAAGAAUUGGGAUGUAAAUACUGGAAAACAUGCAGAGAUGCUGUAGAAAGUGGAUUGGGGUAAAUUCUGCAGCACUUUCUUCUGACAAAAGCAUGUCACUGCAAGAAAACAAGGUUUAUUGUUCAAAUCUAUGAACUUAUGAACAUCGUCUUUUGUAAUUAUUUGUGUAAAUGUAAUGAAUCAUUUUCUAGUUAAAUUCAACCUUUUGUCAUUUUGUAAAAGAGAUGUUUUGAUGUAGGUGUGUUGUUUGUGUAAUUGAUGUGAUGCAUUUAUGUUUUUUGUGAACUCGUCCUGUAUGAUCAUAAUUUUAUAGAAGAAAAAAAACAAAACAAAAACAAGGAAUGACAUAUUAUAGCUUCUUUAAAGCUGUUUAUGUUUAAUGGUUACUUGUUUGCUUACUAUGCUGAAGAAUGAACUGAGUCAUUGCAAUGUAUUAACAUUAAAUAAAUUAUUUGCUUUUGAUGUAAAAAUUCAGUCAUUCAAUUUUAAAUAAAAAAAAA
This is a messenger RNA of Oryzias latipes (Japanese medaka), 2395 nucleotides long. RefSeq lists its product as uncharacterized. The record is from RefSeq and is a predicted model, not a curated record. Gene Ontology annotation, cellular component: membrane. Gene Ontology annotation, biological process: regulation of cell differentiation. NCBI's taxonomy places the organism in Eukaryota, Metazoa, Chordata, Actinopteri, Beloniformes, Adrianichthyidae.